AUGCCUAAAGUCCAUCUCCUCGAUUAUGUAGCGGGCAACAUACGCUCCCUUGUCAACGCGAUCGAAAAAUGCGGCUACGAAGUCGAAUGGAUAAGAUCGCCUGAGGAUGUCAAGACCGCUGACAAGAUCAUCCUUCCUGGUGUCGGACAUUUCGGGCACUGCCUGACAUCUCUAUCCAAGGCCGGGUACCUCCCAGCUCUACACGAACACAUCAAAGCCGGGAAACCCUUCUUCGGAAUCUGUGUAGGGUUGCAGGCCCUGUUCGCUGGAUCUGUUGAGGCGCCUGGGGUUACUGGACUGGGACUUCUGUCUACGACACUGGAACGCUUCAGUCCGACAAACGGUGAUGGGUCGAAGAAGUCGAUUCCGUGUAUUGGCUGGAACGACGCGACGAUUGUUCAUGAGUUCAAGGCUUCAGGACCUGUCACGGAGUUUUCGACCAAGUCGUUUUAUGGAUUGAACCCAGGCUCUAAGUACUACUAUGUUCACAGCUAUUUCGUCCCUUACGAACAGGGGAAAAUGGAGGCAGAUGGCUGGACUGUUGCAACGGCCAAAUAUGGCGAUCAGACUUACGUUGGGGCUAUUGGGAAGGAGAAUGUUUUUGCGACUCAGUUUCAUCCUGAGAAGUCGGGAGCUGCGGGAUUGAGAGUCAUCAAAGCUUUUCUGGAUGGAAGUCAGUGGUCGGAACCUAUUCCGCAACAGGGUGUGAGUAAUGGCAUCGCGACUAUAUCUCCUCCUCAAGCCUCACGCGCGGGCGGUCUCAAUGGUCUGACAAGAAGGAUUAUUGCCUGUCUGGACGUCCGUACUAACGAUGCUGGAGAUUUGGUUGUUACUAAAGGCGAUCAGUACGACGUUCGAGAGAAGAAUGAUAACAAGAACGUACGAAAUCUUGGUAAGCCUGUUGAAAUGGCGAAGAAAUACUACACACAAUCUGCGGAUGAGGUGACUUUCUUGAACAUCACGUCCUUCCGUGAUUGUCCUGUGACAGAUCUGCCGAUGCUGGAGAUUUUACGACAGACUUCGAAGUCUGUCUUCGUGCCGCUGACUAUUGGUGGCGGCAUACGAGACAUGGUCGAUCCAGGAACAGGAAAGGAGAUCAGUGCGCUGGACGUGGCGAAGCUGUACUUCGAGUCUGGAGCAGACAAAGUAAGUAUCGGUUCUGACGCGGUAGUCGCAGCACAAGAGUACUACAAGAAUGGUGGCAAAGGGUCGGGAAAGAGCGGUAUAGAAACAAUCAGUGCAGCAUAUGGUCGACAGGCAGUCGUGGUGUCUGUCGAUCCGAAACGUAUCUUCAUCAAGUCACCUUCCGAAGCACCAGAAGGAGUUGACCCCAAACACGUCAUCAAGACAAAGCUAUCAGACCCAAAGACAGUUCGUGCCCUUGUCACCGCUGUUGAAGCUCUCGGCGCUGGUGAGAUUCUGCUCAACGCUAUUGAUCGUGACGGGUCAAAUUCAGGCUAUGACCUAGAGCUCAUUGCCGAUGUCAAGAGCGCAGUUGAGAUACCUGUCAUUGCAAGUUCAGGGGCAGGUACUCCGGGACAUUUUGAGGAAGUUUUCAGGGAGACGAACGUUGAUGCUGCGUUGGGAGCGGGCAUGUUUCAUAGAGGAGAGUAUACAGUGCAUCAGGUCAAGGAGGAGCUGGAAAAGGCUGGGUAUCUAGUCAGGAGGUGGGAGGGUGAAGAUGUGUAG
Messenger RNA from Lithohypha guttulata, 1689 nucleotides. RefSeq names its product Histidine biosynthesis bifunctional protein hisB (gene HIS7). The coding region runs from base 1 to 1689 and encodes 562 amino acids. Lineage: Eukaryota; Fungi; Ascomycota; Eurotiomycetes; Chaetothyriales; Trichomeriaceae. The record is from RefSeq and is a predicted model, not a curated record. Gene Ontology annotation, biological process: L-histidine biosynthetic process. Gene Ontology annotation, molecular function: imidazoleglycerol-phosphate synthase activity; oxo-acid-lyase activity. The transcript is spliced from 2 exons.